Molecule: messenger RNA, 468 nt
Organism: Ornithodoros turicata
Lineage: Eukaryota; Metazoa; Arthropoda; Arachnida; Ixodida; Argasidae
Exons: 4
Coding region: 107-409 (100 amino acids)
Source: RefSeq, a predicted model, not a curated record
UCGGCUACGUGGUCACGGAGACAUUACAGCCGUUAAGGCAGAGAAAGCCAUUACAACUGACGCAGCUUGUCCACUUGCACUCAGUAAAGGUUCAAGAACGGUCAGGAUGAUGUUAUCGGUCACCCUUCUCUGCAUUGCUGUUUCGUCAGCAGUAUGUGCCCAGCAGUACGCGGGGUUCCCGCUACCACCGGUGGGACGCCCCGAAUACGAUCCACGCGUCGUGCAUCCAUAUGGACGAAGAGAGCCAGGUCGCGGGCCGGUUCUAGGAGACCCCGUUCCGUUUGAACCAGUUCGAUGCGACGCAGUAGGCGGUGAUGCCUGGUACCGAUAUAGAUACUGCAUCGCCAUCUGUCGGGAACAUGACUACAUUACAGGCUUCUGCAAUGGAUUCGUAUGCAAAUGUCGCUAGAUGUACAAGACCAUGUAUGUAAUAGCUAUGAGUGAAAUACACAUGUCUCGUACUCUUUA